Scomber scombrus (Atlantic mackerel) is the source of this 1708-nucleotide messenger RNA. RefSeq names its product MTOR associated protein, LST8 homolog (S. cerevisiae) (gene mlst8). Bases 68 to 1048 code for a protein of 326 amino acids. The transcript is spliced from 9 exons. Lineage: Eukaryota; Metazoa; Chordata; Actinopteri; Scombriformes; Scombridae. Gene Ontology annotation, cellular component: TORC2 complex; TORC1 complex. Gene Ontology annotation, molecular function: protein binding. Gene Ontology annotation, biological process: TOR signaling; regulation of actin cytoskeleton organization. The record is from RefSeq and is a predicted model, not a curated record.
UUGUCAAUACCAACAGCUGAAGUGGCAUACAUGCCUUAGCCCGAGCAGUGACAGCCAGCAGUCAAGCAUGAAUGUGAACCAGGGGACGGUGGGCAGCGACCCGGUCAUCCUGGCCACGGCGGGGUACGACCACACUGUCCGCUUCUGGCAGGCCCACAGCGGGAUCUGCACCAGGACAGUCCAGCACCAGGACUCUCAAGUGAAUUCACUUGAGGUGACACCUGACAGGAGUAUGAUUGCAGCUGCAGGCUAUCAGCACAUCCGCAUGUACGAUCUGAACUCCAACAACCCCAACCCAGUGAUCAACUAUGACGGCGUUAGCAAGAACAUCACAUCUGUGGGCUUCCAUGAAGAUGGACGUUGGAUGUACACAGGAGGAGAGGAUUGCAUGGCUCGCAUCUGGGAUCUCAGGUCAAGAAAUCUACAGUGUCAGAGGAUCUUCCAGGUCAACGCUCCAAUUAACUGUGUGUGCCUGCAUCCCAACCAAGCAGAACUGAUAGUCGGAGACCAGAGUGGCGUGAUUCAUGUCUGGGAUCUGAAGACCGACCACAAUGAACAGCUGAUUCCUGAGCCGGAAGUCUCCAUCAACUCAGUUCAUAUUGACCCUGAUGCCAGUUACAUGGCAGCAGUCAACAGCUCGGGAAACUGCUACGUGUGGAACCUUGCUGCAGGCAUUGGGGAUGAAGUGACUCAGCUCAUUCCUAAAACCAAGAUCCCCGCACACAAACGCUACUCCCUCCGCUGCAAGUUUAGCCCUGAUUCCACUCUGUUGGCCACCUGCUCAGCAGAUCAGACCUGUAAGAUCUGGAGGACGUCCAAUUUCUCCCUGAUGACGGAGCUGAGCAUCAAGAGCAACAAUCCUGGGGAGACGUCUAGAGGCUGGAUGUGGGACUGUGCCUUCUCUGGAGACUCCCAGUAUAUUGUCACAGCCUCUUCAGACAACCUGGCUCGUCUGUGGUGUGUGGAGACCGGGGAGAUCAAGAGGGAGUACAGCGGCCACCAGAAGGCUGUGGUGUGUCUGGCCUUCAAUGACAGUGUGCUGGGCUGAAGAGGAGGAAAGAGCAGAAGAGAUGGGAGGUAACAGUCUGCGCAGAGUUGGGAUAAGGACAGAAAAGCAAUGGACUCAAUUCCCAGAUGGCACACAUCUGUGUGCAUCAAUGGGAAUAGUUUAACAGUUUCCUAGAAACUAUCAUCUUGAGAAAGUUGAGGCAUUUGCUUGAACAGUACGGUGAAUCUCUGUUGUGUACCAAGAUGCCAGGCAUGUGGCUGUUUCCCGCCACAUGCCUGUAAGUACUCGGCUUAACUUCAUGGCCAAAAUGUUAAGCAAAAAUCUACUUUGUUACACCAAUUUAAGGCAGUCAUACAGGAAAAAAUCCAUCCACAAUGAAGCAGAGGUAUAGAUUUCUGUACAACCAACAUAGAAAUAGGCUUUAAAUAAGUGGUAGUAUUUAUAAGUGACUCUUAGGUGUUGAACUUCUUCACUCUGUGCACAAGAAGAGAUACAUUUCAAGCUAAAAGUAAAUCAUAUUUACUGUAUGAAAUGGACCAUUUUAUUCACAUAAGCCUGAUAAAGGUAUUUGCCAAUGAACCGACUGAUAUCUGGUGUGUGAUAUGUAUAAUUCAUUUAAUAUUUUAUAUUCAAAGUGAAGUUGUAAGGUGUGUUCUACUUAAACAAUGUACAGAAAAUGAUUCCACAGUAAAGACGUGA